AUGGCUACACGUGCGGCACACAAGCGCGCAAGUCCACCAAAUUCCAUGUUGACGCGCGAAUACAAGUCCAUCACCGAGAACCCCCCGCCGUACAUCACUGCCCACCCCUCCGAGUCCAACAUCCUGGAAUGGCAUUACAUCAUCACAGGACCCGAGAACACUCCCUACCACGGCGGUCAAUACUGGGGCACGCUCAUCUUCCCGCCCAACUACCCCUUCGCCCCUCCUGCGAUCCGUAUGCACACUCCUUCCGGCCGUUUCACACCCUCGAGCCGACUAUGUCUCUCCAUCUCGGAUUUCCACCCCAAAUCCUUCAACCCGGCAUGGGAAGUCUCGACGAUCCUCAUCGGCCUACUAUCAUUCAUGACCUCCGAAGAGAUGACAACGGGCUCCGUCUCGGCCACCGAAACGGAACGCAAGUUUCACGCCGCGCGCUCACGAUGGUGGAACUCGACGGGUGGCGGCUCCCAUCUCCGACCAAACGGCGCAGCGGGAAAAGGCAACGUGAAGGCUGGCGAUGGGGGUGCCAAGUUCAGGUCGGAGUGGCCCGAGGUGGACGCUGAGAACUGGAGGUGGAUCAAGGAAAACAACAUUGACCCAGCGACGGGGAACAGGCCGGAGCCGGCGAACGCGUCGUCAUGCGGGCCUCAGCUAGGUAUCGCUGGCAGCAGCGGUGGUCAGGCUCACGCUGUUGUGGACGUGGUUAUGCAGCAAAGAGAUGCGGGUCAGGGGUGGAUGUCGAGGCAUAAGUGGCUGCUGGCGGGAUCCUUUUUCUUCUUUUACGUAUUGAUGGUGAGGAUCUUUGGCGAGGCUUGAGGGAUGAAAAAUCCUGGGAGGGGGGGACUAGCAAGCAGAAGGAACGAUCACUAUCAGCGAAGGAUACCCUGCAUUAUCCGACAAUACCACCGAACAUCCGAAUCGAACUUGGGUCGCGGCCGUCAGUCAGUGGAUUGUUGGAGGUCAAGACGUCCAUUUAUUGCAAUAUGGAAUACGGUUUUCUUCUAUCAUAUUUAUAUAUACAAGCAUCGGCGUUUCGGGAGAAGGGGGGGCAGUGGAGGCCGUGGAUAGGAUCGUUAGCGUACGUGAUCAUCACGGGCAUCAUCAGCGUUGGACAUACAGGCAGGCAAGGCGAGAAGAAAGAGACCACAACGUAAUUGCAAUUUCCAACAAUACCAAAACCAAGACCAAGACCAAGAGCAAAAGUGAAAGGGUUCCCAGAGCAAAUAUGUACCGGAGUUGGACUGGAGAACUGGAGCAUGAGCGCAGUUCAUCACGUGUGUGACUUGAGCAGAACGAGAGGAUUGGUGGGAUAGGAUUGAAUGAAUGGAUUGCCC
Messenger RNA from Neurospora tetrasperma FGSC 2508, 1334 nucleotides. RefSeq lists its product as uncharacterized. Bases 1 to 816 code for a protein of 271 amino acids. The record is from RefSeq and is a predicted model, not a curated record. The transcript is spliced from 3 exons. NCBI's taxonomy places the organism in Eukaryota, Fungi, Ascomycota, Sordariomycetes, Sordariales, Sordariaceae.